AUUACGAUCAUAUUGAUUAUGGAUUUUACAACCACCUCGAUUUGUCACAAAAAUUGUUUUGACAUAUUUUCAAUUAAUGUUCAUGUAAUUUUCUAGAUCUUUAAGAUGGAAGAGGCUUUUGAGAAAUUGAAAAGAGACGGUAAUAAUAGUGUAGACAGUCUUAUAAAAUGGAUGAAAGAUUCGAAAUUAAUAGAUGAAGCAGCAGCUGAGGAGAAGGCAAGAAAACUAUUUGAAGGUGUAAAAGACGCUAAAAACGUUGAGCUAGAGAAAUUUAAAGAAGUAGUGGCGAAACUAGCAGCAGAACAGAAGAAGAACGUAGAAGACUUUACCAAGAGGCUGGGAGAGCAAGGCACGCGCUUACUAAACGCCGCGAUGGCAGGCGCCAGUGCUUUCAAAGACGCGUUGGCUAAGAAAUGAAAUAAACGAUACAUAAUGGUGUAAA
This is a messenger RNA of Manduca sexta (tobacco hornworm), 442 nucleotides long. RefSeq lists its product as uncharacterized. Gene Ontology annotation, biological process: microtubule polymerization. The transcript has 2 exons. The coding region runs from base 106 to 417 and encodes 103 amino acids. Gene Ontology annotation, molecular function: tubulin binding. Lineage: Eukaryota; Metazoa; Arthropoda; Insecta; Lepidoptera; Sphingidae. The record is from RefSeq and is a predicted model, not a curated record.